AACAAGAUGGUAGAAAAUGUGAGGUGGUUGCUAUGAACAUUUGACGCGUUUUUGUACGAUUUUAUCUGAUGUUUUUUUCAUCACCCGACUCUUUGUUAUCAUCGAGAAACAUUGUUUGAUGACUAUGCUCUGACAGGAUGGGUGAAAAGGUGGAUUGUUUAUUUUCUUUGGAGCUUGUCGUCGACAAGCUCUAUCUACCUCAUGUUGUGUGCCGAUUUCCCGCUUUAGCUUUUCGUCUUCUGGAUUUUCCAACGAUUUUAAUAAGUCAUGUGGAACAAGAACUGGGUGAAAGGAUCAAAACAAAGAUAUCUAUGGAUGCAGAUUACUGUGUACCGCCACAAUUUGCUGAGCUGAAAGACAAACAUGGAAACUUCAUGGUGAAGAAGGGAAAGUCGUGUCUGUUCAAGAUCUCCUUGGAGGCAUUGCGUGCCCAUCUGACAAGUACACCACUGUAUGUGAUGGUUGUUGACUCGUACACAGAUGUGCCUAAAUUACUUGGAAACAGCACUGUUCCACUAGAUGCUAUUAUUGAAAACAUAAGUAAGGAUGUUGCCAGUGUGGGAAAUUCCAUUCCUAGUGUGCAUGGUGAUAAAGGAUUAUUUAAAAUCUACAGUUUAAUGGGAAAGGAAAUAGGAUAUGUGAUUCUGGGUUACAGGAUGUUAAGCAUAGGCCCUGCUCUUGUACCCCAUUUAACAGAUCAGUUGAUUUCACAGAAAGACAGCAAGCCACAGCAACUGCCAAAAUUUGAUUCAAGACCUGCUGAAACCUCAGAAAUUCAACAACAACAACUUCCAUCAAGUCAGACUGCAUGGACAUCCACAGAUCAUCUUAAGCAUAAUGACUCAAUAGUGCAGACUGAUCAUGAAUUUACAACUGAAGAUAAAAGCAUUCAUGUUGAUAUGCCAUAUUCUGGAAAUGAGGUGGCUGUACCAGCACAGAAAGCUGUUCAUUCCAUUUCGACUCAGACAUCAAGAAGGUCUGGAAUGAGGCUAGUACAACCUGAAAAAUUGACUCUCAGGGAUAAUACAAAUGAGAAUGAAGACAUAAUCUUCACAAAUAUCUCCUGCCCACCCCCACUGUUCUACACUGGGAACAAAAAUAGAAAGACCAUGUGGAUAAACAGGGACAUUGAGUCACCAGAUAUUUCUGAUUCAAAGUAUGAAGAUCACAAUGACAUUAUCAGUGUCAUGGAUGAGGAAAUAAGUGCAAAUCUACCUAAAUCAUAUGUGAACAAAGAAAAUAUCACACCUGAGGAGAUUCAUUAUGAGCACAGCAAUGUAGCAGUUCACUCAAGGCAAGGAAAAACACAAAAUGUCACAGAAAACAACAUGUUUCCUUUCCUGUCUGCAUUAUUGCAGGAGCUCAGUUGCUUGCCAGUUCCUCAAGGGAUGCCAAUGUUACCUCAUCAAUUACGCCAAAAUGUUGUGCCGAACUUGUCACAGUUUAAUGCAACCAGAAAGAGGGCAACAGAUGGGAGAACUGGUCAUAAACUUGUACAGGAUUCUGUAAAGCCUGCAUCUACUAUCCGGCCAGAUCAUACUGUGUCUGGAGAUCAUAUUCACAAUCAAAUCGCACAUUCACCAGAACAGAAAGCUGGACAUUUAAGCCACAGGAGCUGUGCUGGGGAUCACCAAAGUGUUCCCAAAAACAAAAGCUGGCUUCGUAAAACGCCUGGGCAAGCUGUUAAAAAGUCAAAAUUAACCUUUGGCAUGACAAAUACACAGAGACUUAGACUAGCAAAAGCUAAUCCCCAAAUGUACAGAGCUUUGGAGCGAGAGAGAGGUGGCAUUCAGGCUGCUCAACAGUCAAGACCACCUCAGGAAGAGUUUGAGGAGGGAAAUCUCUCAGACAUGUCCACAGAAAUUCGCAGGCAUACACUAGAUGAGAUGGCAGAGACAGCAGGAGAUAAUGCCCCCUCCUCUGUGGAGGAUAAUAACCAGCAGAGACAAAGUGGUGAAGCGAACAAGUCCUUGAGGGUAUCCUUCAAUGAAAAUGUGGCGAAAUUCUCCAGCCCAAAUUCACGGAGACGCAAGAAAACAACACAAAGACAAUAUUCACCAGAUAGCACAAGGAGAGAAAGGAAGUUUACACCAUCAACUCAAACCAGAACGAGAAAAGCAACAAAGACUCUUCAGUCUGAACUUAAUGUGAAUAUAAGGGCCAGUAACAGCAAUGAGGAUAACAACCAGGUAACUGACACUGGUACAGAUGACACACCCAGGCAAACCAAGGGCACAGAGGAAAGUGCUCAGCCAGUAAUGGCCAUGAUGCCCGAUCUGCCACAGUAUGUGCCCUAUGAGCCUGAUUCUACUGAUAGUGAAGAACAAGAAUCAUUGAGUCACAGAAGUGGUAAAAGUAUUGAAGUCCGAUUACCCAGUGUUGAGCCAGCCUCUGGCGAGGAGAGCAAUGCGAGUUCUCCAGAGAGACCGGAAAAUGGUGCAAGUAAAAUGAGCAAACUCCAUUCAUUUGCUGGUUUUCCCAAGGACUCUAAUUAUUGGGAUUCCUUAGAAGCAGGCAAAUGGACUGGUGACAGAAGUGAUGACGAUGAGGUAGGAAAUAGCAGUUAUGUCCCUUCAUGGGGUAUGAACAGUGAUGUGGAAAGGCAGCAUCAGUCGUCUGGCCUCUUCAGCUCCACAGGGGACUUGGAUUCUCGACAAUUUCGGUCUACAGAGGAACAGGAGCUAUUAGACCUGCUCAGCGAUAAUGCCGAGGACUCCUCUUACCACUCAGCCCAGGCUGGGGUCUCAGAAGCAGCCUCUGGGAAAACAAAAUCCUCUGACAAGGCCAGUGUUUCCACUGUGCUAAGGAUCCCUGUUCUGAAUCCCUUGUUGUCUGAAUCCUCACCUGUGCCCUCCACAAGACGCUCUGUAGCGAGGGCGGAAUUAAGCACAGCCCCUGCCACGGAUCUCGCUGAGGCCUCUCCCAGCAGCUCCAAGCGUCCCACUCCGAGACCACGCGGUAAGAAAGCUAGAGAACUGGAGAAAAAGGAAUCCAUUCACACAGAAUCUGUUAGUACGUAUAUGCCAUCAGAUGCUGACAAUGUGAACACUUCUCUUGCCAGUGACGCUACUUAUUCUGAAGACUUUCAUAACCUAGGCAGUGAUGAUGACAGUGUAUCACCUCUCCCCCGCUAUAUCCCAUCCACAAAACUUGGCUAUACUAUAUCAUAGCAUGCUCUGUGUUUUUGUCCAGAGUCAAAUGUUAAAUUUUUGUUCAAGCUUGCCACUGGUUGAGAGGAUAGUGUGAUUGUUAUUCACAUGAACUUAUUCAUUUUACAAACUUUUUGCUUCAGUUUGAUUUUGAAUUUCCUUAUAAAUUGAAUCGCUUUUAAUCAAAGACAACAAUAGUUAUGGAAAAUCAGAUUUAUUAAGUUAUUUUAAAGUGGCCCUUGUACUAUUAAUUAAACUGUAUAUUAUUAACCAUAUAUUUUAUUCUUUGUAAUAUUUUAAUCAUAUUAGUGUUAAUAUUUAUUCCCAGUUUAUAUUGGUGAUUGAGAAAUUUAAAUUUUCUAGAAGAAAAUAAUAUCUCUAAAAUUUGCUGGAAAUGAAUGGCAGAUUUCUAGGGAUUUUCAGGUUCAGUCAAUGAGAACAGGAAUUUUCUUAUUUAUUUGUAGCGCUAUCAGGGUAAAUAGUGACAAUUUAAGUAGUAUAAAGUUAUAAUUCUUGUGUUCAAGUUUUUGUAAAGUAUGUGAUUAUCAAUAAUUGAUGUGAAAACAAACUGCAUUCUCAAAAAACUGUUGUAUGUUAAAGGUGAGUUUAUGGAAUAUCAUGCAUCUCUCUCUACUAUUUUGAUGUUGUGGUCAGGUCAGAUGUUCAGUGUUAACUUAAUCCUUCAUACAUGUAAUUACUGUAUUGGUGUCAUAUACCUCAUGUGAUGGAUUACUUUCAUAUGCCUCAUGUGAUGGAUUACUUUCAUAAGCCUCAUGUGAUGGAUUACUUUCAUAUGCCUCAUGUGAUGGAUUACUUUCAUAAGCCUCAUGUGAUGGAUUACUUUCAUAAGCCUCAUGUGAUGGAUUACUUUCAU
This is a messenger RNA of Liolophura sinensis, 4023 nucleotides long. Its product is annotated as microtubule-associated protein 10-like. Lineage: Eukaryota; Metazoa; Mollusca; Polyplacophora; Chitonida; Chitonidae. Gene Ontology annotation, biological process: mitotic spindle midzone assembly; positive regulation of cytokinesis; cytoplasmic microtubule organization. The coding region runs from base 138 to 3170 and encodes 1010 amino acids. Gene Ontology annotation, cellular component: cytoplasmic microtubule; centrosome; mitotic spindle midzone. The transcript has a single exon. The record is from RefSeq and is a predicted model, not a curated record. Gene Ontology annotation, molecular function: microtubule binding.